This is a messenger RNA of Cricetulus griseus (Chinese hamster), 438 nucleotides long. The record is from RefSeq and is a predicted model, not a curated record. NCBI's taxonomy places the organism in Eukaryota, Metazoa, Chordata, Mammalia, Rodentia, Cricetidae.
AAGUCACCAAAGUGAGUGGGAGAAAAAAAUAUUUUAGUUCACUGGCUGGCUACAAAUAGGUAGAGCAUUCACUGGAAUGCUUGUCUUCACCAAAGAAAUAAGGAUUAUAUAUGUGCUUACUGAGAGAUGCUUAUUGCCCUCUUUCUAUUAUCUAGGGAGCGAGAACAUCUGGAUAUGAGUGGUAAAAACUGGAUAUUAAUUUCUACUACUUCACCCCAAAGCCUGGAAGAUGAGAUUCUGGGACGACUUCUGAAAAUUUUAUUUGUCUUGUUUGUUGACUUAAUGUCCAUUAUAUAUGUCAUCGUAACUUCCUGAAAGCCUGAUUUCCUUCACUCUGUGUCUGUGUUUCAAACUAAAGUCCGGUGAAUAAAGAAGUACAUUUUAAUAUGAGUGGCAUUGAGUUGGUGACAUCACCAAUUCAUUCUAGAAACUAGGCGC